This is a messenger RNA of Penicillium concentricum, 279 nucleotides long. RefSeq lists its product as uncharacterized. The transcript has a single exon. The coding region runs from base 1 to 279 and encodes 92 amino acids. The record is from RefSeq and is a predicted model, not a curated record. NCBI's taxonomy places the organism in Eukaryota, Fungi, Ascomycota, Eurotiomycetes, Eurotiales, Aspergillaceae.
AUGGCCAAACCAAUCAGUAUUACCGGUCCCACUGCCCAAGCCGCAAAAGCUGCGCAGCGGAGCGUCUGCACCCUUCUGGAAAACCUCAAAGCUACCAAAAGUACAACCGAGGCUUUAACAACAGGACUGUGCCAUCGAUUGUCUUCCAUUGACACUGCUUUAGGGAAAUUGUCAUCAGCAUUGGGUCAAUCGCUCAGUCAUGAAAUCCAAUAUCAUCUUCGGUUGGCAACCUGGAGCAACGGAAAUGCAUGUGUUAGAUUCCAGGACACCCUCAGAUAA